Molecule: messenger RNA, 2660 nt
Organism: Vicia villosa (hairy vetch)
Lineage: Eukaryota; Viridiplantae; Streptophyta; Magnoliopsida; Fabales; Fabaceae
Product: spore wall protein 2-like
Exons: 3
Coding region: 1-804 (267 amino acids)
Source: RefSeq, a predicted model, not a curated record
AUGUUUUCAGUUCCACCGUCAUCAAAGUUGAAAGAAGAUGAAAAGUUUUACUUUAAUCUUGUUAAAUGGUGCCUAGAUGGGGAUGUAACAAAAUUGAAUUGGGAAUGGGAUGUUGAUUAUAUAUCAUACAUAGAGCUAGAGAAAUUGAUUCAUGAGGUGGGACAUACAAGUUUGAAGUGCAUUUGGUAUGUAAAUCCCAGGUUUAGUUUUGCUAGGGGUCUGACAGCUAUAGAAAAUGAUAGGGAUAUACUAAGAUUUGCUAAAGAUGUUGAGGGAUUUGAUGUGAUGGAUGUCAAUGUUGAGCAUGAUGUUGAUAUACCUGAUAUAGUAUAUGAGGAAGAGUUGGGAAAGGAUGGGAAUUUGGCUAAGAAUGUGGCUGAGGGUGAUCCUACUGUUGAGGUCGAUAAUAUGGAUAAGGGUGUCACUAAUGUUGAGGCUGAGAAUGUGGCUGAGGGUGAUCCUACUGUUGAGGUUGAUAAUAUGGCUGAGGGUGAUCCUACUGUUGAGGUUUAUAAUAUGACAGAGGAUGUUACCAAUGUUGAGGUUGAUAAUAUGACUGAGGGUGAUAAUAAUGUUGAGGGUGAGAAUGUGGGUGAGGGUGAAAAUAUGACUAAGGGUGAUAAUAAUGUUGACGGUGAGAAUAUGGUUGAGGGUGAAAAUAUGAUUGAGGGUGAUGAUAAUGUUGAGGGUAAGAAUGUGGUUGAGGGUGAUUCUGAUGAUGGUGACUUUGUGGGUGAUUCUAAUGAUGAUUCUAUAGACCUAGAUUGGACUAUUGUGUUACCUACAAAUACAUCAGCAAUAUAAACUGAGCAUGUUGUGGAUGAGGAUUCAGAUCAGUUAUACACAUCCAUGGUAGUGAAGAUGAGCAAGAGUAUGGACAUUUUCCAAAUUUCAAAAGUAGUGAGACGUUGAAUUUCAAGUUAGGUUUGGUAUUUAACAAUAAGGAUGUCAUAAAGGAUGUUGUCAAAGAGUAUGCAAUGGUUAACAACAAAAAUAUGUACUUAAAAAAAUGAUGGAAAAAGGAUGGUGGUUAAUUGUGAAAAGGGAUGCAGAUAUUACAUGAGGUUUAGUAAGAGGGCUGGAAAUCAGUUUCUGCAGAUCACUAGUUUUUUUGAUGAACAUGCUUGUGCUAGGACUACAUACAACAAACAGUCCAAGACUGGAUGGUUGGCAAAGCAAUUUGUCCACAUACUUAGACACACUCUAAACAUGAAACCAGCCGGGUUGAGAGCUAUAGUAAUUGAAAAAUUUGGUGUGAAGUUGUCAAUAAACCAAACAUAUAGAGCUAAGAGAAAAGCUGUGAAAUUGUUACAAGGGGCUGGGAGGGAUCUAUUCACACAUCUGAGGAGUUAUGCACAAGAACUUUUAAAUUCAAACCCUAACAACAUUGUUAUCAAUGUACUGAUUCAACUAAUGGACCUGUAUUGGAAAGAAUAUAUGUGUGUUUAAGAGCAUGUAAAGUUGCAUUUGCAAAAUGUUGUAGACCAUUAAUAGGUCUGGAUGCAUGCUUUCUAAAAGGUGACUAUGGUGGACAAUUGAUGGCAGCUAUUGGAAGUGAUGGGAAUAACCAAAUAUUUCCCAUUGCAUAUGCUAUUAUAGAAGCCGAGACUAAGGAUUCUUAGAAGUGGUUCAUAAAUUUUCUCCUUGAGGACUUGCAGUCAGUUAACAAUGUUCCAUAUGCCUUUAUCACAGAUCAACAAAAAGGACUUGUACCAGCUAGGGCUACUACCAUCUCAGAGUGGGAGAGAGCAAUGAUUAGGCUAAAAGCAUUAAAUGAAGAGGCUUAGAAAGAUAUUAAGGAUGAAAUUCUGGUAUGACAGACUCAGAAUGUUACUCAUGAUGUCAAGACAUCUGAUCUGUUAUCAGCUUAGCAAAGGCAGAACAGAACGAUCCCCAAUUUUUGAUUACUCUGUGAGAACUGGGAUCAUGUUUGUUCAGUCAACAUAACCAGAUUGUAAACUUCAUUGGUUAUGUAAGUGGACAAGCUUUCAAACCUGAACUUGAUGUUAUACACAAUGUUACAACAUACAAGACUGAACAGACAAUACAAUGUAGAAGAUAAAUAACACAAUGAAUUGUUUACCCAAUUCGGUUUAACUACCUACUCUGGAGGCUACCAAGCCAGGAAGAAGAUUUCACUAUUAGUAGUACUAUUUUUUGUAAGCAACCUCUGGUUUACCUAGUCACUACCCAAUGCAACCUUUAUCUUAGAAAUCCAUCUAAGACAAGAGAACCUCUGCUCACUCCCUAGUGAUACCUAACUAUUACAACCCUGCGACAGCUAUUUAAACAAUUAACAAUAAAAACUAACUUGAUCUUGCUUCAUAGCUUCAAUCAAGAACAUAAUACUCAACUCUUACCUACAGGUUUCAAGUGAGAACAAUAAAUUCUCUUACCUACAGGUUUCAAGAAGGACAUGGCAGCCAUCCUUCAGCCUGGGUGGUCUACCUAUACAAACCCUAAUGACUAUAUCUUUUCAAUACACGGUUUGCUCCUAAAACUAGGUUUCAAAGGUUUCUAUUUAUAACCUAUUCCCAAUUGGACUUGGGCUUACAAAUCGAGCACUACUAGUUGUUACAAAUCUGCAUAUAUCUUCUGCUAAAAGAAAGGUCUUCAAUCACAAGUUUCCUAAUUUAUCUCCUAAAUUAGAAACUGCUGAA